GGAGAGGUGCGCACGGGAAAGGGAUUAUUAUUGUUAUUGGUGUGAUGUUUGUGUGUGUGUUCGUGAUGAGAGACGUGCGCUGAGCCUCGUGGCUGAGGGGUUUUGAUUAUCAACAGACGCAAGCGUGACCCUUAUGAGUCCCGUUAGAGCGCAGGAUCACCGUGAACCUCUCUGAAGCGAGGCAGGUGAUCCGAGAGCGAGAGAGAGAGGGAGGGAGACGGAGAGGAAGAGACAGUGAGAGAGGGAGAGGGGGGAGAAAGAGAGAGAGAGAGGCGUGCGCCACACUGGUCGGGCUACUUUCCUGACGACACACCAACAACCGUCAACCUGUGGAUAGGGCGCGCACGGUGCUCUGCCGUCUCCUCCACUGCCACCCUCUCCCACCUGCCACCGAGCCCGACCCACGGACGGACAUCCAGGACGCAUGAACUGGGAGAGGGUGCCGGCUCGAUUCCCGAAAAGGAGAGCGGGGACCGAAAAGUUGAGGUGGUCGUGCGCCAUCCCCGCUUCAUGAAUGGCCGGAACAUGGAGGAGAUGCCAUUCGAAAGAGUCAAGACCCGGCGGAGGAAGGGUCACUGCCCGGCCGGUGCACCCCUGGGCGCCAUAUCCUGCGAGGACGAGUUCAACAGCCAGGAGCUGGAGGCUCUCUUCCAGAACUACAACCUGAAGCUGGAGCAGACCGCCACCCUCAAGGCGCUGGCGGUCCUCAUCGUGGCCGCGUCGUCGCUGUCCCUGAUGGAGCUGCUGUCCAGCCCGCGCCUCACCUUGUCCAAGGGCUCCUACCCGGUGCACUGCGUGGUGUUCCUGUCGCUGUUCAUCGUCACCAACGUCAAGUACCUACAGGUGACGCAGCUGCAGCAAAUAGCGAAGCUGGCCCUGCUCUUCAGCUUCACCUUUGCGCUGCUCUGCUGCCCGUUCCCGCUGGCGCUCGGCACGUCGGAGCUGGUGAACGCCGCUGCCCCCGAGCAAGGCGUGUGGCAGCUCAUGCUGGUCACCCUCGUGGCUUACGUGCUGCUGCCGGUGCGGACGCUGCUGGCCGUGCUGUUCGGGGUGAUGCUGGCUGCGUCCCACUUCAUUGUCAUAGCGACGUCCGUCACCGGGAGGAAGCAGAGGCUGUGGAGACCGCUGGUGGCCAACGCGGUGCUGUUCGCCAGCGUAAACUUGUCGGGGGUGUUUGUGAGGAUUCUCACCGAGCGCACCCAGAGGAAGGUCUUCCUGCAGGCCCGCAACUGCAUCGAGGAGCGGCUGAGGCUGGAGGAUGAAAACGAGAAGCAGGAGCGUCUGCUAAUGAGCCUGCUGCCCAGGAACGUUGCCAUGGAGAUGAAGGAGGACUUCCUGAAGCCGCCCGAGAGGAUCUUUCACAAGAUCUACAUCCAACGUCAUGACAAUGUCAGCAUCCUGUUCGCAGACAUCGUGGGUUUCACCAGCUUGGCUUCGCAGUGCACUGCUCAGGAACUGGUCAAGCUGCUCAACGAACUUUUUGGGAAGUUUGAUGAACUGGCUACAGAGAAUCACUGCAGGCGUAUAAAGAUUCUGGGCGACUGUUACUACUGCGUGUCGGGGCUGACGCAGCCCAAAGCGGACCACGCCCACUGCUGUGUGGAGAUGGGGCUGGAUAUGAUCGACACCAUCGCGUCGGUGGUGGAGGCGACAGAGGUGGACCUGAACAUGCGCGUGGGCCUCCACACAGGACGGGUGCUGUGCGGCGUGCUGGGCCUGAGGAAGUGGCAGUAUGACGUCUGGUCAAACGAUGUCACGCUGGCGAAUGUGAUGGAGGCUGGAGGGCUGCCUGGCAAGGUGCACAUCACAAGGACGACCCUGGAGUGUCUGAACGGCGACUACGAGGUGGAGCCGGGCUUCGGCCACGAGAGGCACGCCUUCCUGCAGAAGCACCACAUCGAGACGUUUUUCAUCGUGCCAUCGCACAGACGCAAAAUCUUUCCCGGUCUUAUCCUGUCCGAUAUCAAACCAGCCAAGAGGAUGAAGUUCAAGACCGUGUGCUAUCUGCUGGUGCAGCUCAUGCACUGCAGGAAGAUGUUCAAGGCCGAGAUCCCUUUCUCCAACGUCAUGACCUGCGAGGACGACGACAAGCGGAGAGCCCUGCGGACCGCGUCGGAGAAGCUGAGGAGUCGGACGUCCUUCUCGGCCACGGCCGUGCAGCACUCCCCAGGCACGCGAGUCAACCGCUACAUCGGGCGGCUCAUCGAGGCGCGGCAGACGGAGUCCGAGACAUCAGACCUCAACUACAUCACCCUGUUCUACAAGAGCAGAGACAGGGAGCGCAGGUACCACCAGGUGUACGACGACCAUUUCAUCAGUGCGGUGGUUCUCUCCUUGAUCCUCGCUGCUCUGUUUGGCCUUAUCUAUCUGCUAAUGAUCCCACAGGGGAUGCUGGUCCUGCUGCUGCUGGUCCUCUGUGUGUGUUUCCACGUGGCCUGCGUCAUGUACCUGCAUCUCACAAGCGUUCAGUGCCAACCGGGCUGCCUCACUAUCCAGAUCCGGACAGUGUUGUGUGUCUUCCUCGUUCUGCUCACCUAUUCUGUCACCCAGGCUUGUGUGGUGGGCUGUGUUCCUUGGGGGAUUGUCAGGACAAACUCCAGCGGCUCUUUGGACGACGUCCCCUCAGACCUCCUCGGAGUCGGACCCACCAACAGCACGGCGGUGGACAGGGCCUGCCCCAACAUGGCGUACGCCCUGCUGUCCUGCGUGGCCGGCACCCUCACCGUGGUCCCUUACCUCCGCGUCUCCUCCCUCCCCAAGAUCCUCCUGCUCCUCCUCCUCUCCGUGACCUACACGGUGGUGAUGGAGACCAGCGGCUACCGCCAAGCCGUGGGUGGCGGCUUUCUCCACACACGAGGCUACGACCCCGUGUUGGCGGUCCUGCUGUUUUCUGGAGCUCUGGCUCUUCACUCGAGACAACUGGACCUGAAGCUGCGACUCGACUACCUCUGGGCCACUCAGGCGGAGGAGGAGCGAGGCGACAUGGAGAAGGUGAAGCUGGACAACAAGAGGAUCCUGUUCAACCUGCUGCCGGCUCAUGUGGCUCAGCACUUCCUCAUGUCAAACCCCAGGAACAUGGACCUGUACUACCAGUCCUACGCUCAGGUCGGAGUGCUGUUCGCCUCCAUCGCCAACUUCAAUGACUUCUACAUCGAGCUGGACGGGAACAACAUGGGAGUGGAGUGUCUGAGGCUGCUCAAUGAGAUCAUCGCUGACUUUGAUGAGCUGAUGGACAAGGAGUGCUACAGGGACAUCGAGAAGAUCAAAACCAUCGGCAGCACAUACAUGGCUGCAGUAGGGCUGGUUCCUACGACUGCUUCCAAGGCGAAGAAGUCCAUCACCUCACAUUUAUGCACGGUGUCAGACUUUGCCAUCGAGAUGUUUGACGUCCUGGAUGCCAUCAACUACCAGUCCUACAACGACUUUGUCCUGAGAGUGGGUAUCAACGUGGGCCCAGUGGUGGCAGGAGUGAUUGGGGCCCGGAGGCCUCAGUACGACAUCUGGGGAAACACGGUGAAUGUAGCCAGCAGGAUGGACAGUACCGGAGUACAAGGAAAGAUACAGGUAACAGAGGACGUCUACCGCCUCAUCACCGACUACUACAACUUCGUGUGCCGGGGCCAGGUCAGCGUGAAGGGCAAAGGUCAGAUGCUCACCUACUUCCUGGAGGGGCGGCGACAACAAGCGGGCCGGCCGUGUCAAACUCUGCCCGGCAACGCCGAGCGUCGCUCCGGCGCGUUCGCCCACGGCAGCGUGUGCACCAGGCUGAGCCCCGCCCCCACCGUGGCCACCUACGCCGCCGUCAGGACCCCGAGCCCGAGCGCGGCCAAGCCCACCGCCUCCACCAGCACCACCAGGUACCUGCCCUCUGUUCCCACUGCAGUGGUGUGACGGAUGUUGUCUCCAUGGUGACCGUGGCAACAAGAUAGCUGUAGCGAAAAGGGAGCUUAACACAGAGGGGGAAAGUCCACUCUUCUUCUGCUGUCUGUGGGAGACAGACAACGGCCGAUCGUCCAGCCGGAGGUCUGAGGCGGCCUCGGCCCUCGACUCCCCCUCCACACCGGAGCCCUGUUUGUUGUUUGACGCCGGUGGGUGUCGUAAACAGGACACAGGAUGCUUUCGCCACGUUGCUCUACCGCCAAUCAAAAGGCCACGGAUGGAACCGUUAUCCACAAACACAAUGAACUGAAUCGAAAAAUAAAAACAUCCACAUCCAGAAUAUUCCUUUAACAACUUUAUCUGACCCCUUUUUGUCUCAGUAAAAAAAAACCAAACCAGUGCUGUUGCCUUAGCGACCACUCCUCACGACGAGUUUCUUGCCAUUUUUCUGUUGCCUUUCAUUGAGUUAUUGGACAACGAAUCACAGGAAAUAAUCACACCGGGGCCGUUGUUGUCCAAGAGUUUAUAAAGUGGAUGAAGCCAAAUGUAUAAUUGCAAAAAGGCAGCGGUCGGCGACAUGAAAUGCCAAACCGCGACAUGGCAUCGCCUUCGGUCAUUUCCUCCACUUCUGUCGGCACAUGAGCUGAAACUCUUCGCCCCCCUGAGCCGAGCUGCUCGGCGUCUUUAAGUGCAUGAUGCCGCCGCUGCUGCAUUUCGGUCACGUUUGCUGUCUGUUUCCCUGUGAUGCUUGACUUCCAGAUUCUUCCUUGUCAAAGUGUAGCAAUAACGCGGUUCGUCUCCUAUCUCAGCCCCCCCUCCCACCCUCCCUCCCUUUUUUUGCAUGCUGUAGCCGGCUGGAUUCUACUACUUUGAACCUGAUAGUGUUUGUAGCCAGUAGAGUGUGCAUAGCUAGCCACACCAAGUCUGUAUCUCUGUGGAGUUGAAGCAUGACUUAGAAAACCUUUUUUUUUUUUUAGUUUUUUUUUUUUUUCUUUUUUUUCUGCGUGCUUGUUUAUGAAAAAAAUAUUUUCUAUUGUUCAGAUAUUCCGUUUGACUAUUUUUAUGAACUAAAUCGCUGCUUCGGAGAAAGAACACUUUGUGAGGAGACACCCAAACCUCUGUGUCUGGCUUCCUCAUGCAAAAAACCCAGAUGAUUUAUUUUAUGGUAUAGCAUGCUACUCGCAGUACGGCUUACCACAGCCAUUAACUCUCCUCUAAUCUGUUGGAGCAUGCACUGCCUGCAAGCCUGCGGCUCCUACAUGCAUGCUUUGAUGAGACACUGAUGCAGGCCCGAGCAGCGGACACACUCUGUUUUUUCGACGUCGUCCUCAUGCAUGCGCUAACGGUAGCGGUCCUCUUGAAUGUAAGGUGCUUUUUUGACCCGUGUCUUCUUCAUGAGCUUGGUGUGCGCGCGGACUUUUCUGAGGACGUAUUUUUCAGGAUAGAUAGACAUCAGGCCGGGUAGGGAGGGAUGGUGUGUGUAGGGGGAGUUAUUUCUCCUCCUUCUUCUCGUCCCUGCUCCUGCUGUAGUCAACAGGUAGCUGGUCUUCAAAUGUGCCAACCUAUUUUCACAAACAUAUCAAACUUUUUUCGUGUCGAGCUGUAGCACAACUGAAUGCGUGGCUACGGUCGCCGUGGGUUUUUCCUUAUGUUGAAUGCCUGUAUUUUUACUGUUUCCUCCACGGUUUUGUAACUCUAAGCGAUGGCUAAGUGUUGAUUUUUUGGAGAGAUUUACUCGGACACUGUAACCUGUCGUACUUCUUAUGAUAUUUGAAAUCGAUUUCAAAUCUAUAUCGUAGCUCGGACGCUUUCUUUGAGUUUCUAAGAGGUUUAAAAAUGAGGAUUUUUAUACACUUGCUUUAAAAACUGUCCAUGGACAAGUUGAUGGAAAGGAGUUGUGUACAAUAUUUUUCCUGUAAAUUGGAUAUUUUCUUACUGUAUGAUACGGGUUUCAAUUGUUAUAUGUGGGUAUUACAAGCUAUUAUUGAGUCUUUUUUCAGAGAUAUAUAUAUAUAUAUAUAUAUAUAAAACGAAUGAUCUGAUAUUUGUCAAGUUCUUUUGUUGAAGAUGUAUUUAUGGAGAUGUUUUAUGUGAAUGUACAUUUUGUUAAAGACGAUAUUUUAUACUAUAAGUGUUUGCACUGCGAUGAUAUGGACGUAUUAUGAAAAUAAAGCCGGCGGGGACGUGCCCCCGGGAGCAAGA
Mugil cephalus (flathead mullet) is the source of this 6081-nucleotide messenger RNA. RefSeq names its product adenylate cyclase type 1-like. The transcript has 20 exons. The record is from RefSeq and is a predicted model, not a curated record. NCBI's taxonomy places the organism in Eukaryota, Metazoa, Chordata, Actinopteri, Mugiliformes, Mugilidae. The coding region runs from base 511 to 3891 and encodes 1126 amino acids. Gene Ontology annotation, cellular component: plasma membrane. Gene Ontology annotation, molecular function: adenylate cyclase activity. Gene Ontology annotation, biological process: cAMP biosynthetic process; adenylate cyclase-activating G protein-coupled receptor signaling pathway; intracellular signal transduction.